This is a messenger RNA of Chelonoidis abingdonii (Abingdon island giant tortoise), 1283 nucleotides long. RefSeq names its product small ubiquitin like modifier 1 (gene SUMO1). The record is from RefSeq and is a predicted model, not a curated record. Gene Ontology annotation, molecular function: protein binding. Lineage: Eukaryota; Metazoa; Chordata; Testudines; Testudinidae.
CCUCCCGGAGCUGCUGCGGCCGCCUGCUCCCCGCAGGGCUCCCCCGGGAAGGGCGGGCGGGAAGUGAGCUCAGCGCACAGGAAAUCCCGCCCGCCUGGCCUGUGUUGUGCUGCCGAGGGGCAGAGAAAGGAGCCUAGCGACCGAGCGGGGCAGGCGCCGGAGACCACGGGCAAAGCCAUGUCUGACCAGGAAGCAAAACCUUCAGCUGAGGACUUGGGAGAUAAGAAAGAGGGAGAAUACAUUAAACUCAAAGUCAUUGGGCAGGACAGCAGUGAAAUUCACUUCAAGGUGAAAAUGACGACACAUCUCAAGAAACUCAAAGAAUCAUACUGUCAAAGACAGGGAGUUCCAAUGAAUUCACUCAGGUUCCUCUUCGAGGGUCAGAGAAUUACUGAUAAUCAUACCCCCAAAGAGCUGGGGAUGGAGGAGGAAGAUGUGAUUGAAGUUUAUCAGGAACAGACAGGGGGUCACUCGACAGUUUAGAUCCUUCCGUUUGUUUUUUCUUUCCCCUUAAUCCUUUUUUAUUUUUAAAUAAUAAUUCUUUUGUAAUGUGGCGUUCAACACUGAACUGAAACUGGCACCCCAUCUCUGGGAACUUUAUUUUCAAACAUCUGGUAUCUUGAAUUCUCGUGCUCAUUAUACACUAUAAUUUCUGUUUUCAUUGUGCUGAACUCUUGUGAUCCAGCUGCAGCCCUUCUCCUUUUCCCCCUCCCCUUUAAAAUUACAUGUACACACAUGCAUUUGUAUGUUCACUAGGAUCGUGCAUUUCAGGCACGAAGGUUGUAAGAUCUGCCAGGUGGGCAAGUGUUCCUAAUGACUUCCAAAUCAGCCCUGAAGUUUUGAUGUGUGACUGUUUCACUCCUGGACUAUAACUUUCAGUGGGAGAUGAAGUUUUUCAGAGAACUAAACAAUGGAGAAAUUGUGUGUCCAUAAUUGAGAGCUGUUUUCCUUAAAUUGUGCUGGGGGCCCAGGAAAGAAGAUUUGUGUCCAGCUGGAAAUGAAAAAGAUAGAACUGGUGUCAUCUGUACUUUCCUCCAGAGAUGGCUACGCAGAAGACAUAAAAUUGAAAACCGUGUUGAUUCUUAAAUUUUGGCAGAGGAGCCCAGAAAAGUUAUUUCAUAUAGCAAUUAAUACACAGAUAUUCAUGCAAGAAUGUACACAGCAGACACCUGUAGUAUUCUGACAUUCUCGUCUGUACCUUUUGGCCUGGGACAUGGGUUUUGAAUGGACGUUGUCUGUACCAGCUUCAUUAAAAUAAACAAGAAAAACAAUUUUAUAAACAU